Penicillium maclennaniae is the source of this 717-nucleotide messenger RNA. Its product is annotated as uracil phosphoribosyltransferase. The coding region runs from base 1 to 717 and encodes 238 amino acids. The record is from RefSeq and is a predicted model, not a curated record. The transcript is spliced from 3 exons. NCBI's taxonomy places the organism in Eukaryota, Fungi, Ascomycota, Eurotiomycetes, Eurotiales, Aspergillaceae.
AUGACUCUCCCUUCAAACGUCCAUGUCUCGUCCCACCCAUGCCUCCAGGCUAAGCUAUCCCAGCUCCGCUCACAAAGCACCAGUCCUCGCGAGACGAGAGAUCUAGUCCAUGAGAUAGCCUCCAUUCUAGGCGUCGAGGCCUUUGCCAAAGGCCUGAAGCUGAAAUCAACAGGCAAGCAGGACAAAACUCCCUUGGGCGUGGAAUACGAAACCCAAGGCAUCGACCCCGCGGACCUCGCUCUCGUCCCAAUCCUCCGCUCCGGCCUGGGAAUGGUCGAAGCUCUAAACUCCCUCCUCCCCACCGCCGUUCCCAUCUACCACCUAGGUCUCUUUCGCGACAAAAUGACCCUCCAACCAGUCGAAUACUACAACAACCUUCCCUUCCACCGAUCCGAUCUUUCACCCGCCUCCCCAGCCUCUCUAGAUCCAUCUAUAAACACCGCCGCCGCCUCGCUAGCCGUUCUGAUAGACCCCAUUAUCGCGACGGGGGCGACUGCCGAAGCGGCGAUCCAUCUGCUAAAGGACUGGGGGGUAAAAAAGGUGAUUAUGCUGAGUGUGCUUGUGUCGAAGGAUGGCGUGAAGCGUGCGGCGGCGGUGUGGGAGGAUGCUGUUGAGGUUUGGGUUGGGGGCGUAGACGAGUCGUGUAAUGAGAAGGGGAUGAUUGUUCCUGGGGUGGGGGAUAUUGGGGAUCGGUUGUUUGUUGCAGUUGGGAAAUAG